AUGGCGCUUCGACGAGAUAUAGCGCCAGGACAAAAUCACAUAGCCCUACGAAAAUGGGGUAAAACCUUCUACUCGCCCCAGCUCUUCCACCUAGCCCCCACCUUCGACAAGGUAGUGCCUUUAGCCAUCAGAGACAUUGUCAAAGCGAAAACCAUGCUACAAGUGUACGGGGUCCAGGGGCUCGAGGAACACACCAAGGGCUCGAUUUUGAUCAACAACUACCCGGUAAGGUGCGUCAAGAUCUUCGGAAGGGUGCUUUCCUACGCAUACAAGAACUAUGACACAGGCGGCGACAGGAACCCAAACAACUUCUACCUCUUGACUGUGGAUGACUGCUCUGGCGACGUAUCUCAUAUCACCGUGAAAAUCCCAGAACAUUGUGUAUAUGAGCAUUUUGAAGAGGACGCCUUAGUCCAAGUCGUCGGGCGUGCACUGUUUGUCCAAGACUACCUGAGACAGAUUGUCGGAGACAGCCUCACGGUGCUUUCGUUGGGUCCCGAUUUGGCAAUCGAGAUCGAGUUCUGGAAACAAAUAUUGAGCACACGGAGGCUUCUAAAGCACUCAUGGAAGUAUAAUCCUGAAUACGUAGUGUCCAAGGGUGCUGUGAGUGAGCCAAGGUUUCUGAAGAAAGAUUACUUGCAUCGCCUUGAGAAGCAGAAGCUACGAUUGAGUGACGCCGCCAGCCAGAUCACACAACAAUUCCACGUUUUGGAUAGUUUCUCCGAGGACUCACAUUUGCACGUAGAUGCAAUCUGCUUGGAGGCUGGCGCGGAACAUGUUACCAGUGAGAGCACAGGCAUGGACCCAAAGUUGUUGAGCUCUGUUGUUGAGCUGGAGGAGGAAGUGAACACAGAUGUGGAUUUUCAUUCACAGAGCAAUGCUGAAAAGUCCAGUGAUGAACAAUGCAUCGUUCUCGACUAA
Molecule: messenger RNA, 921 nt
Organism: Candidozyma auris
Lineage: Eukaryota; Fungi; Ascomycota; Pichiomycetes; Serinales; Metschnikowiaceae
Gene: STN1
Product: Stn1p
Exons: 1
Coding region: 1-921 (306 amino acids)
Source: RefSeq, a predicted model, not a curated record